UUUUUUUUUUGUGUGUGUCUUUUUAACACUCAUCAUUUCUGCUUUUGCUUUUCCAGGAUUCAUGAACAAGAUUUUUCAUCCCAACAUUGACGAAGCGUCAGGGACGGUGUGCUUAGACGUCAUCAACCAGACGUGGACGGCGCUUUAUGAUUUGACCAACAUCUUUGAGUCGUUCCUGCCGCAGCUGCUGGCUUACCCGAACCCCAUCGACCCCCUGAAUGGAGACGCAGCUGCCAUGUACCUUCACCGGCCAGACGAGUACAAGCAGAAAAUCAAAGAAUACAUCCAGAAAUAUGCAACAGAGGAGGCUCUGAAGGAGCAGGAAGAGGGCGCAGGCGACUCUUCAUCCGAAAGCUCCAUGUCAGAUUUCUCAGAAGACGAGGCCCAGGACAUGGAGUUGUAGUGAUAGGAGGGCUCCCCCAACCCCGCUUCCUCCUUUAACCCCAACAGAGACUAUAUUUGAUUUCCUAACCAUGAGAAAGCAGACUUAUAAUAUUCAUAUUUAAACCAGUUGAUUUUUUUAUUAUUAUUAUUGUUGCUAAACAAGGAUUUUUAUGGAUAUCUAGAUGGACGUCCCUUCCGCUCUGUAACUGUUUGUCCCUGCGACGGCUUUCACAUUUGUAAGGUGCGUUUAGGCGUAAGGCAGGAAGCCUUCCCUCCAACAUGUUGGUUCUUUUCUCAAAUUUCCCUUUUUAAAAUAUAAAUUAUAUAUGUUUGAACCCUACUUUUUAAAAGGCUUUUUUUUUUUUUUUACUCGCUCCUCAAUAUUGUGAUGUAGUCGAGAAGGCGCACAAUGUCGCGCACACACACGAGGUGUGUCACAGAGCACCUUUUAUAUAAAAGUACCAAGAAGUAGAGUGCCAAAAAGAGCUCUUGAAUCAACCCUGAAUGCUUCCUAAAUGCAUCUUUUUCAACAUUCACCCCCUUUUUGUUAGUCUUUGUUGACCGGCUGCCUGUCCACACGGCACAGGGCGAAACAGAUUCCCUGUAGCUGCAGAAAACGCGUAGAGGACUCGUGUCCAAAAGGCUAUGGAGACGGGUCAGUGGAACUUGGAACCAGAACUGCCCUUUAAACAUCUCACUGUAUGGAUUCUCAUAUCCAUUGUGAGGUAAAUCGCACGUGAGCGCACAACGUUGUCGUCCAUCACACGUGCUUCUUUUAAAACAUGAUUCUAUCGUUCGAUAGUAACGUUUCAGGUAGAAAAAGAAUGUAAUCACCACUUAUUCUAGAAAACCAGCACGGCGGUCUGUUUUUAAUUGGAGUAAAAAGCAGCAACAAUGGUCACGUUACGUGACCCCCGUUACGUUCCGCCUACCAGGAUCUCUAGUUGGAAGAUUACAAAAUAAGAGCCCAAUGUUUGUCCUUCACCUGAACGAGAGCAAUUAUUUCUCUCGUUUGUUUGUUUUUGAGGGGGUUGAUUUUUAUAUGUAAAAAAGAAAAAGUAACAUUUUCAUGUUACUCAUUGUGGAUUCAAUGGGGCGGGUUUAUAUGUGAAUGAUGUGUGGAAAGAAAUUGCAAUCGCUUUGACUUUUGGCUGGGUUUUUUCCUGACUUUUAUUUCAUGUAGAUUUUUAAUACUUUUGCCAGAUGAGGAGGUGGGGGGGCCGUCAACACAUUUGGAUCCUAGAAAGCCUUGAAACGUAUUCUCUUGAUGGACCGCAGUGAGGAUCACAGGUCGCUUAGAGGGUUAAAGGCUGAACCUGGCACUAAAAGCUCCCCUCAUCUCCUCUGAUGUCAACGCUUCUGUGCCUCAUUACAAAGGGAAGGGUGACCAUUCAAGAAGUUCCCCAAAACCCAGUCAUGAAGUUCAAAAGAGAAAAGCACAUAGUUUUUUACAUGCUACUUUUAUUCUGCUCCUUCCGUUAAGUGAUUGUGUGCGUAUUGUGGUUUGACAUCUAAAUGUCCACACUCUCAGAAGAGAGGAGUUACCCAGCAGCAUCGGGUGGAUUUCGAGGCUAAUGUGGGACUUUUGGACCUUUUUGGGCUCAGGGUUGAAAUACAAUGUGGUUGUAUCUUUCAUAGGGAUUAACAUCUUCACCCAGGACACAUUGAAAGGAUGGAAAUCAUGCCAAUAUUUGUCGAACUGUGUUUCCUUCUCUCUUCUUUUUUUUUUUUUUUUUUUUUUACUGUUUCACUGGGUGUUUUACUUCCACUAAACGACGUACACGAUGUGGGUGUGUUGCAGAUAUUUAGCUAGCGAGGUAAACUUAGCCAAUACAGCAACCGUACGAUGUGUAGUUAGUGUCCGUUGUGUGUCAAUGUGUGAUACUCUCGCCGAUUACAUCACGCACAGAAAGCCAGCGAGUGGUUCGGCCCUUUUCAAGAGAUCACAUUUCCUCCCAAGAAGCCCAAUGAUGCGCUCACUGUUGUCACAUUUGAAUGAAGGUUUAUAAACCGACACACUUCUGGAAUAUCUUUUUAAUUUUUCCAGUUUUCCACCGGGAUUAGCGCCCAGCGGGAUGCAGCCAUUUUAACUGCUGCACAGCACAAAGUUUUGUGACGUUAAACAUGUUGAAGGCAGUAAAGUAUAAAGCUGUGUGAAUGUUUUCACGUGUUCAGCUCCACCAACUUAUGGGUCAGCUAAUUGUCACACCGAUGAUGUCCUUCAGCGUUUUUGUUUUAAGUAAUUAAGUGUUUUCCGAGUUGAGAAAUGUAAUAAAGUAGCACACAAUGAGGCAAUGGUGCGACAGGGAACUCAUUUUAUUUUUGUGUUUUUCAAAAACACCACUUCUGUUGAGUAAAAUCACAGGUUCGAUUUUCAGCAUUAUUUCAAUCCACUUGGCCAUAAAUUCACAUUAAUCCGCUGAAGCUCAGCUUUCAGCAGCCUCCCUCAUUGUUUUUCUCUCCACACGGUCAAAAGAAACUGGUUACAAAAAACAAACCAGUAAAUGAGUGUUUCCCAUUGAAACUUGAAUCCUAAAUUAUUUUUGAAAACGCGUAUCUUUUGGCUUUCUGCCCUUCUCCUCUUCCUCUUCUGCCACAAGUGGACAGACAACAAUGUCUUCAACCGCAUCAACGUGAUAGAUGGGGGGUGGGGGGGCCUUGCUAUUCUGACUGCAGUGAAGAGUCCAGAGCCAUACCCCCAUCCACUCUCUCCACCCUCUCCACCCUGCCGGAUACAAUGACGUCCUCCCGCCCUUUUUUUAUUCAGCACAGCUGCAGAGAGCCAGCAUCCUGAUCCUGUAAUCCCCCCCCCCUAUCAUCAUCCUUGGUCUUAUUUUUAUCACUUUUUGUUUUCUUUGCAUCGUGAAAGUGGGCAUGAUGUCAAAAAGACAAAUGCUCUCUAUUAAUAGGCUUAUAACCUCAUAAAUAGUUGUGUAUAAAAUAAACUUAUAACAUCUUUUUUUUAAUAAAACCUUCAAUGUGUAUAAAAGA
Messenger RNA from Gasterosteus aculeatus aculeatus (three-spined stickleback), 3375 nucleotides. The record is from RefSeq and is a predicted model, not a curated record. Lineage: Eukaryota; Metazoa; Chordata; Actinopteri; Perciformes; Gasterosteidae.